GUCAUAAAAUCAACUUGAUUUGGAGGAAUCGAUAGCUAUUAAGCAUCUCUAGCUAACUUAAUAAGACUAAACAAAACCGGCUUGUUCUUUUACAAAAAAGAUUCAGCAUCAAAAUGAUCACCGACGUGCAGUUAGCCAUCUUUUCAAACGUUCUGGGCGUAUUCCUUUUUCUGCUCGUUGUUGCUUACCAUUACAUCAACGCCAACACGGGAAAGUCCAGCAUCAAGACAAAAUAAUCAUCACGUUUCCGCAAGUUAAUUAAUACAAGUAUCUUAUAAAGCAAACUUCGAGUAAUAAAAUGGCAACAUAAAGCUUA
Drosophila novamexicana is the source of this 316-nucleotide messenger RNA. RefSeq names its product dolichyl-diphosphooligosaccharide--protein glycosyltransferase subunit 4. Lineage: Eukaryota; Metazoa; Arthropoda; Insecta; Diptera; Drosophilidae. Bases 114 to 236 code for a protein of 40 amino acids. The transcript is spliced from 3 exons. Gene Ontology annotation, cellular component: oligosaccharyltransferase complex. The record is from RefSeq and is a predicted model, not a curated record.